Messenger RNA from Cylindrotheca closterium, 2229 nucleotides. Lineage: Eukaryota; Bacillariophyta; Bacillariophyceae; Bacillariales; Bacillariaceae. The record is from the annotation of a GenBank genome assembly.
AUGAUGGACGUAGACAACACUGUAGCUACGAAUGCAACAACUAAUGUGACUUUGACUUCCGAGCCGAAACAGCCACAGCAUGUACAACAACAACAGCAGCAACAACAGCAGCAGCAACAACAACAACAACAGCAAAAUUCAAUAGAACCAGUAGCACCAAAACAACAAUCACAACCGCAAAAUGGAAGUCUGAAACCACCACCGCAACCGUCAGCGCAGUUAAAACAACCACCGCCUUCCAAUCAACAACAGCAACAGCAACAACAACACGAAUGCGAACCAAUGCAACUAAAAGGACCUAUACACGUGUUGAUGACAAUGCCCUCCUCCAAAUCUUCCUCAUCUUCUUCUUCUAGAACGAGCGCCGCAAGAUUUGGUGGUGGAAGAAUAAUGGACAAUGGAAAACCACGUUCGAAACCUACCAAACGAGAACGAAUGCAACAAUUGCUCCUCGAUCCAGUCUUGCAAGGGGACUAUGUUACCAAACGGCUGAAAGCCUACCAACGGUGCAUGCCCAAAGCGGGGGAAGUUGGAAAGGAUGAGAAACCGAAAACACCAUCGCCACAGCAACCCAAAGCAAAAUCCAAACAGGGCAAGCUUGCGUUGAACAACCAAAGCAAGUGUAAGUCUCCAACAAGUGUUUGGGAUGGAGUCUCUCAGGUCGAACGAGAGCUGGUGAAUUGCUGUGAAUCCAUAUUGUCGUCGUCGUCGUCGUCAUCAUCAUCGUCUUAUUUGGAAGGCUAUUCCGCUUCCUCGGAUGCUCAUGACGAUGAUGAUGAUGAUGAUGACGAGGGAGGGCUACAAAAAUCGGCCCAGGACGGCGCGUUGCAAAUUCAAAAGGAAGUUCAGUUUGUUGGUAUUUUGGCACGGGAUUGUCAUACCUUAUCGGCCAAAUCAUUAGCCCUUUCUAUUUUGGAACGGACAUUGCAAUUGCACUUGUUGGAAAAUGUGGAUGACGACGACGAAGAAGAGGACGAUGACGACGAAAUGGAAGAGGAAGAUGCGACAACAGACUCGAAAGCUGCAAAAGGGGGAACCGCAAAUGCCGAAAAUGAGGAAACCGAGGCCCUGGAAUCUCCAAGAAGCAAACGAGCUUCCACUAGGAAUGAUGAAAGCGCCUCGGAGCAACCUCAGAAGAAACAAAAGCUAGAAGACAUUGAACCGGAACCUGAAGCUGGAAAAGUUGCAAGCAUGCCGACACAGGACGAAGAAGACGAGGAGGAGGAGGAAGAAGAAGAAGAAGAGGACGACGGGAAACCAGAGAGACUGGAAGGCUUCCUUGCUGCUGGUGGACUCAAGAUAUUGAACCGAUGGCUAAUAGAUGCUUGUACAGAAGAGAUGGAGCUACCACCAAAACAGCCUGCCAAUGGGAAAGGGCAGCAGGCUGCCCCAAAACCAAAACCACCCGCUACGAGACCUCUGAUUCUCCCCAUGCUCCGUUUCUUGGAACAUAUCCCAUUUGACAAGAAGGUCGUAAUUGAUGCUAAAAUCAACAAACAGAUUCGAAAGUUAGGGAAGCAAGUUACCGCUAUUCGCAAAGCUAGGGAACAAAACACACACGAACCGGUGGAUUUACAAAAUUGGAGCCUCGACCCAACCGUUGAUGCUAAAGAUGCGCUCGAUGACGUUCAUCAAGCAAUCAAGGAUCUGAAAUCAUCAUGGGAACAAAUGGCCAAGCAUGAUCCAAGCGAAUUUGAUGAUCCCUUUGAAUCACUCAAGGCAAAAAUGAAGGAGCGGCUAGAUGCGCUGGUGCAAUACGAAGUUGGUGAAGCUCCCAAGCCAGAUUGGUUCGAUGAUACAGAGACUGGAAAGGGCAACGCCAAGAAGCCACCGAAGUCCAAAACCUCCAGCACCAAAGAACUCGCUGCUAAGGAGCGAUUAGCGGAACGGGAGAAUUUGAAACAGCAGCUCCAUGCAGCGCAGACUGAGCACCGUGAACGUCUGGCAAAGCUCAGAGAAAAGUUCCUAAAACGUGGAGGCGAUACAGAGGUGGCAUCAGUACCUAGCACCAAUGGCAAGAAGAAGAAGAAUGGGAAAAAAGUUGUCUGGAAAGAUGGUAUGCGAUCUCAGAUCAGUCGGAAUCGAGAGGAGCUUGAACAGGUAUUUGUGUUUGAGAAGCAAUCCCCUCCGGCACAGGAUCUUCUAGAGAUAACAAAUGGCCCUGUUGAAGAUGGACCAAUCGCCGAUGCUUUGAUGGAUGAUGUUGAAGCUGCAUUGGAAGGGCUGUGA